Molecule: messenger RNA, 1630 nt
Organism: Polyodon spathula (Mississippi paddlefish)
Lineage: Eukaryota; Metazoa; Chordata; Actinopteri; Acipenseriformes; Polyodontidae
Gene: meiob
Product: meiosis specific with OB-fold
Exons: 14
Coding region: 163-1575 (470 amino acids)
Biological process (GO): resolution of meiotic recombination intermediates
Molecular function (GO): single-stranded DNA 3'-5' DNA exonuclease activity; single-stranded DNA binding
Source: RefSeq, a predicted model, not a curated record
CACCAGGUCUAGUCAACUACUGCAAACCCGUCCGUGCGCUGGGCGGCUCGUGACCAGAGUUCUACCUCAGCCCUCGCGCAUCACCACCUCAACUCCGAGCGUCGCCCAAAGACUUAAAUACUUCCUCGUAACCUGUUUCAUUUAAUCUCAGGUUGUUCAAAAAUGGCAUUCAAUGUUCCUGCCAAGUCUUUUGUUGCCAUUUCAGAUUUGCAUCCCAACACUGCUCGUCCUAAUGUAGUUGGAGUUGUAAUUGGAAAAACCGAUGUCAAAGGAUUUCCAGACAGAAAAAAUAUUGGGUCAGAAAGAUAUACUUUUAGUUUUACCAUCAAAGAUUGUCCUGACCAUUUUAUCAACGUCUCAUCCUGGGGCAGAGAAGACUUUAUCCGAGCAUUGUCAGAGAGCUUCAGAAUCGGUGACUGUGUUGUAAUUGAAAACCCAUUAGUGGUGACAAAAGAUACAGAGAAAGAGGAAAGGUACAGCCCUUCAACUCCAAGUUUUUAUAGACUUUUGGUGAGUGAGAACCAUUCAACGGUGAGAAGGUGCUCAGACAUUGAAACGGAUACUACGCUGCUUUCUUUACUACAUCUACCUAUCAAGGAUCCUCAGGAUUAUUACUCACUUGGAGAUAUUGUUGCAAAUGGACAAAGUCUUGAUGGAAAAGUCAUUAAUAUUCUUGCAGCAGUUAGAUCGAUUGGAGAGCCAAAAUACUUCACAACUGCAGACAGAAGGAAAGGACAGAGGUGUGAGGUGAAAUUAUUUGAUGAUACCGUAUCUUCUUUUUUACUGAUUUGUUGGGACAACGAAGCCAUUCAGCUUGUUCAGACAUGGAUACCGAAAGAAACAGUGCUGUUUCUUGCUGAUGUCCGAAUAAGCUUUGACAGCUUUCGAAACAGUAUGAUAGCUACAGUUUUUUCGAAAACUAUCAUUACAACAAACCCUGAUACUAAAGAAGCCAAUCUGCUGUUCAGCUAUGUCAGGGAAUUUGUAGAAUUUGGAGGACUGGAUGAACAAGAGGAACAGACAGGAGACCAAGUGAACUUGGACUCCAUUGUGGAUGUAUAUACUGUACAACAGGUAAAGCUCAGAGCCCAGGAGAAUUUAGACAGGUCUGACCCCAUCUUUGGAAUGACUUUUGCCUUCAUUACUGCACUGAAUCUUGACUCAUCCAUUUCAAAGUUAAUACGAAACCGGUGUGCUUGGUGCAAAUUUGCAAUAAAUGAGGAAUCAAACACAUGCGUGAAUGUUUCAUGCUCUGGAUCUGGAAAACCUCUGGAUGUCAUUACAACCUUUGAUUUACUGGUGGGCCUUACUGAUCAUACAGGCACGCUGCAAUCCUGCAACCUGUCCGGGAAUGUAGCCGAGAAAACAUUAGGUUGCACUGUUGAUGAUUUUGUCUGUCUAACGGAGAGCCAAAAAACAUCCUUGAAAUGGAGAUUUCUUUUGGAAAGGUGCAAAAUUUAUCUGAAGAUACUUCCAUCACCGAAUUCCAAAACUGGUUUUAGAGUCAACGUGCUGUCCUGUACACUUGCUGACCCUGAAGAAGUAAGCCAAAGCUUAUCUGCCUUGGGAGUGUGAAGACAACACCACCAUUCAGCUUUAUCUUUUAUAAGAAAUAAAACAACAGUAAUGU